ACAGAAAUUGCUGUGAGCGUUCGUAAAUCAUAAAAAAUUAGCAUUUUCUAAGUAGACUUACUGGCGUCUGGAACGAAGGUCGCAACUUUUCUUUCUAGUUCAUAAGAUAUCAUCUUCGACUCUUGAUUGCGUGAGCCGACAAUGGGGAAACAACAUGUUAAGUACUUUGUGGUGGACGCUUUCACCGAUUCCGCCUUCAAGGGAAACCCAGCAGCAGUAUGUUUUUUAGAGGAAGAGAAAGAUGACAAGUGGUUGCAAGCUGUGGCUGCCGAGUUCAAUAUCUCCCAGACUUGCUAUUUGACUACCAUCAAUCUCCGCGAUACUGUUAAUUCAAAUCCCAGGUUCCAUCUUAGGUGGUUCACUCCUGUUGCUGAGGUUAAGCUUUGUGGCCAUGCAACGCUAGCUGCUUCACACAUACUCUUUUCUAAUGGAUUGGUAACUUCCAACGUGAUUGAGUUUGUCACACUAUCUGGAAUCCUAACUGCUAAGAGGGUUUCUGAUAUCAGCAGCACUGAUGACUUGAAUAAUCAAAAUGGCAAAGCAAAAGAUUGCUUUCUUAUUGAAUUAGAUUUUCCUACUGUCCCAACUACUGAAUUCAACUCUCUUGAUCUUGCACCCAUUUCUAAAGCCCUGAAUGGUGCUUCCAUAAUUGAUAUCAGGAGGACUACUGGUUCAGAUGACCUCUUUGUUGUGUUGCCGUCUGCUAAAGCUGUUACAGAUAUACAGCCACAGUUGGAUGAGAUACGCAAUUGUCCUGGAAGGGGGAUAAUUGUUUCUGGGGUUUCUCCAUCAGGGUCUGGAUUUGACUUUUAUAGUCGAUUUUUUUGUCCCAAAUUAGGGAUCAAUGAGGAUCCUGUUUGUGGAAGUGCACAUUGUGCUUUAGCCCACUACUGGAGCACAAAGCUGGGGAAGUGUGAUUUUAUGGCUUAUGCGGCAUCACCUAGAAGUGGAAUAUUGAACAUUCAUUUGGAUGAGCAGAAGCGGAGAGUGCUGUUGCGAGGGAAAGCUUUUACUGUGAUGGAAGGCUCUAUUUUAGUUUAGAUUUUGGAAUUAUUCCACUGCAUGUAUUACUAGAUUGAAAUAAUGGCAACCGCUGAAUUGAAGAUCCCUGCUGAAUGCCAAAUGAUCUUUUGUAUCAUGAAAACUGGUCGGAUGCGUUUCACCAGAUAUCCUUAUUUUUUGCCUGAAUUAAUCUUUUUACAAUGACCGAGUUUGC
Manihot esculenta (cassava) is the source of this 1216-nucleotide messenger RNA. RefSeq lists its product as uncharacterized. Gene Ontology annotation, molecular function: isomerase activity. The transcript is spliced from 6 exons. The record is from RefSeq and is a predicted model, not a curated record. Bases 142 to 1041 code for a protein of 299 amino acids. Lineage: Eukaryota; Viridiplantae; Streptophyta; Magnoliopsida; Malpighiales; Euphorbiaceae. Gene Ontology annotation, biological process: biosynthetic process. Gene Ontology annotation, cellular component: cytoplasm.